Messenger RNA from Danio aesculapii, 2682 nucleotides. RefSeq names its product cilia and flagella associated protein 221 (gene cfap221). Gene Ontology annotation, biological process: cilium movement; cilium assembly. NCBI's taxonomy places the organism in Eukaryota, Metazoa, Chordata, Actinopteri, Cypriniformes, Danionidae. The record is from RefSeq and is a predicted model, not a curated record. Gene Ontology annotation, cellular component: cilium.
AUGGAGGUGGUUCAUUCUGCCCCUGAGACAUUCUCCAGGACUGUAAAGAGGAAAAACCUACUUCCUCUAAGCCAACUGCUGGAGGACACCACAAAGAGUGCAACUGUCCCCAAUCACCUUUUGGAAACAAAGGUGUUUACCACAUUGAAGAGUAACGGUGUAGUUCAGGCCGAGCCAUCAGAACUGCAUUUCAGUGGCUUUGAAGUAGGAAAGGAUUAUAAGAAGAUCCUGAAACUUGUCAAUGUUUCCUCGGAUGUGCUGAGUGUCCAUAUUUUACCACCUCAGACAAAGGAAUUCCAAAUUAAGUACACCAAAAAGUGCCGACUGGUUCCGGGUCUUGCUUACACUGUUACAGUGUUUUUUCGACCAGAUGAGUGGCGUUACUUUUCUGAUAACAUUAGGAUUCAUGGCAAGGGAGAAGAGAACUUACUGGUUCCCGUUCAUGCAUAUCCUGUUAUCAAUGACCUUCACAUCCCAUCUCACAUUAGUCUUCCCCCGGUGCCGCUUGGACAGAGUACAUUUUCUAUGCUUUCAUAGUACAAGUCAUUUGAUCCACUAAGUUGCAGUUGUCCAGUAGACUUUGAGUUCCAGGUGCACUGCCUUCAGCCACAUAAGGCCUUUACUGUUAGACCACUUUCAGGGAUCAUUCCUGCAAAUGGAAAGACUGUGUUGAAAGUGACAUUUACCCCUUUGCGGUAUGGUACUGCAGACAUCACACUGCAGCUGAUCAUCUCUCAGUUCAACUCUAAACCUGUCAUCUGGACUGUGACAGGCUCUUCAACUCCAAACCUGCUGCUUAGUAAACCAGAUGGAAAUGGUGACGAGGAAGAGGAUUUUGCUGAAGAGCAGAAGACUUCUUAUGGAAAAUCUCAGAUUCUAACAUCCUACCCUAAGCUUAAAAUGACUCCCUACUUGGAUAAGGGCAGCAAAAAGAAGACCAAACCUGUUCCACAACUCCAGGUUUCCACCACAGAUGUCAGCACUCACGCCGGACUGGUUAAAAUGCUUCUCCAGCCACAAGAUAAAAUGAGAUUUAGGGACCUCCGGGAGGCCAUGUCCUAUACCAAGGUUGCAGACCAAACAAGGGAAAUGAAGGAAGCUGCGUUUUUAAAGAGGGUCCAACAAAAGGAGGAGAAGGCAGUCCUAUUCGAUGAUAAAAGGUCCAGAGGUCAUUUCAAGUGUGGCUAUUCGCAUUUGGAAUCUGAGCUCACCAAUGGGCUCAGUAACACCAAAUACCAGAAAGACCCCAGAAAACAACUGUGGCAAGUUGAUUUGGGUGAUGAUCCGUGUUCAACGGAACAAAAACUUAAAAUUCUAAAGGAGCAAGAAAUGGCAGUUGCUGCAUACAAACUAAAAUACAGUGGUGAGUCAUUGGCUAUUUCAAGACCUUCAACUAAACUUUUCUCACAGAGAGUUUUGCGACAUGUUGGACAGGUCCCAGCAUGCACUGCUGUUUUCAGCCGUUAUGGAACUGGCCAAUUGGAGGUCAGACAGAGAGCGCUCAGACUCUUUCAGCAGGCCGCUCGCAAGGUUGUUCUUCAAUGUCGGAUGAACAAGAGGCUGGUGUCUCUAAGAGAGCUUGUUCGCAAAAACCAGGAGUCAGCAGGGAAAACAAUGAAUCAGGUGACUGGAUUUUCCUGUCUUUUUAUACUGACUCCAGAAAAAAUCAGACCCUUCUCCUUCAAAACACUUAUAUCUGAAGACCAGGCUGACAAAUCUGCUGCGAAUGCAUUUCGUCACGUUCCUGCAAAAACGCCUGAAGCAGAUAUGAAACUCAGGACUCCAUUGUUCACUCUAAAAGUCCCCCAGCAUUACAGACUGAUGGGUUAUCAGCCAUUAUCUGCCUAUGAGGCAGCAGCAUCAUAUAUUCCUCCUGAGCUGUGUAGACCUUUACGCACUGGAGCACAGGUAAACUACAUGGACGAGCUGUUUCCUGUGGUGACAUGUACAUCUGUAGAUCUCAAUGAGGAUGAGGAAGAGAAAAACCCACAGGAAGAUGAUAGAGCAGAUCUGAGUUUAAAUCCCACUCUUAGUUUCUGUGCACCUGAAACACCUAAACCACCCAGCGCACACCCUUUACGGAUCUUUAAUCCAGCUCCACACGUUUAUGCCUUUAAAGCAGCUCCUCUUUACCUGGAGUGUGACCUGGACUUUCAUUUGUGUCCGCUGCCUCGAUACACCAUCACUAACCCCAGUGUCAGAGGUGUCGACAAUACAAAACAGAAGAAAAUUCUAGAUAGACAGGAUAUAAUCAAAGGGAUUAUGACAUGGAAGAAGUUUCCCUCUGUGGCACUGAACACUUUAUCCAAUAUUUCCACUCCAAAAUUCGACUGUGUCCCACACAUGUCUGACAUGCUGCCUAUGGAGGCUCCUCCAGUACUUCAGAAUCUGCCCGACAGCAUCAGAGAUGAGAUUCAGUCUGGAGUGUCUGAGAGCUCGGAGCUUCGUCUCACUCCAGAGAUGGUUGAAGCAGAGUUCAGACUGUCUGAAAGAUCUUCAGCCACAUCUGUUAAACAGGAACCAGAUGAAGGCAAUGGCCCCACAACUCCAGUAGCAACACCCAUAUCUGCAGACACAACCACAAGAGACACACACGAGCAGCUGCCGGAGUCGACACACACCAGACUGAGAGCAAGAGUGCUGAAUAGAUUCAAAGAAUUCAAAUCUACAGGAAUAUGAAGA